CUUCUCGAGACUAUUUUAAUUGUUUUGUUGAUUAGGUCGAGUCAGUACAAUGGACUUUUGAAAACAUUGAUGCCAUAACGAGUCAAGGAGAACUUAAACACUUGGCAGAGUUUUUAUCAAAGAAACAAUUUGAUUUGGUUAUUAAUCUUCCCAUGCGAAAUGGGGGUGCGCGAAGAGUGUCUUCUUUCAUGACACAUGGGUACAGAACCCGGCGUUUGGCUAUAGACUACUCUAUUCCUCUCGUCACCGACGUCAAAUGUACUAAACUUCUAGUAGAGGCUUUGAGACGUAUUGGAAAAGCUCCUCCUCCAAUGAAAACACACACGGAUUGUAUAUCUUCUCGCCGACUGGUCAAGCUACCAGGGCUCAUCGACACCCAUGUUCAUGUCAGAGAACCCGGAGCUACUCACAAGGAAGACUACGCCUCUUGCACCGCUGCUGCUUUGGCAGGAGGAGUCACCAUGAUUUGUGCGAUGCCUAACACUAAUCCUGCUGUCACAAAUCAGGAAACUCUAAAGCUAGUCAAAGAUAUAGCACGGAAAAAUGCCCGAUGUGAUUAUGCUAUCUACAUGGGGGCCUCCUCAGACAACUACUCCACAAUAUCAGAACUAGCACACGAAGUCGCAGGUCUCAAAAUGUACCUCAAUGAGACUUUCACAACCUUGAGACUCAACGAUCUUAAUACGUGGGGCAAACACUUGGCAAAUUGGCCCAAAAAAGCCCCGAUUUGUGUACAUGCAGAAGGCCAAACGACUGCUGCUAUUAUCUUGAUGGCAAGUUUGCAAAAUCGGCCAAUUCACAUCUGUCAUGUUGCUCGAAAAGAAGAAAUUUUGAUUAUUAAAGCGGCAAAAGAGAAAGGCUUGAAUAUCACCUGUGAGGUUUGCCCUCACCACCUAUUUUUAUCAACUGAAGAUAUUAAAACUUUGGGGGUGUGCAAAAGUCAAGUUCGACCGGUGUUAAUGUCACUAGAGGACCAACAAGCCCUUUGGGAUAAUUUACACAUGAUUGAUUGUUUUGCCACCGAUCAUGCCCCUCAUACUCUGGAGGAGAAGACCAGUUCGAACCCUCCCCCAGGUUUCCCCGGGCUUGAAACCAUCCUCCCUUUACUCCUAAAUGCAGUUAACGAAAAGAAAUUGACCGUUGAUGAUAUUAUCACCAAGUUUUAUCUGAAUCCGAAGAGAAUUUUCAACUUGCCGGACCAACCUAACACUUAUGUUGAAAUCGAUUUGGAUGAGGAGUGGACUAUUCCCGACACAACGGCUUAUAGUAAAGCAGAAUGGACUCCUUUUGCCGGCAGAAAGGUUAAGGGGGCUGUUCACCGGGUUGUCCUACGAGGAGAAGUGGCCUUCGUCGACGGCCAAAUUUUGGUCCAGCCCGGUUUUGGGCAAAACGUCCGAAAUUGGGAAUCGAAAAAAACCUACGACGAGGUUGUAAACCCUCCCGUUGUUACCGGUGGGGAGUACAACGACGGCCAGACUAACGAAAUUUUCAAGAAAUUGUUAUCCGGGGGUGGAAAAGUCCAAUUCUCUGCCACUAACGAACUCCACGUUGAUAGUCGACUUGGCGUCACCUCCCCCACCCCUGUGGGCCCCCGUAUCCGCACUGAUAGUUUCUCCCAAAUGGAGCAACCCCACCACAGUCUUGCUAAUAAACACAUCAUUUCGGUCGAUAUGUUCACCAAAGAC
Molecule: messenger RNA, 1685 nt
Organism: Tribolium madens (black flour beetle)
Lineage: Eukaryota; Metazoa; Arthropoda; Insecta; Coleoptera; Tenebrionidae
Product: CAD protein-like
Exons: 1
Biological process (GO): purine nucleobase catabolic process
Cellular component (GO): cytoplasm
Molecular function (GO): allantoinase activity
Source: RefSeq, a predicted model, not a curated record